ACACGCUGAGCCACAAAUGAUGUGCAUCUGUUUAAUCUAGAUCGAGAAUGGGACAGCACUAACUGGUCCAUUCCCAUUUGUCCUAGUUUUGAUGUCCAUAAAUGAAGAUAAUGAAUCGUGUGUCUGAUGGAGCAGACUGGGCGUGUACUGUUAAAGCUGCUAAUUUAAAUUCUUCGUCUGACCCGCGUCGUCACGGUUACUUCACAGUUGACUUUAGCCGCUUAUCAUUCAAAUCAUUUUUGACUUCGAGUCAAUUUGACCUUGAAAUUCCAGCCACGGAGCGAGUGCGUUUUUUUUCUUCUCAAGUCGUUGUGGAAUCAUAUUCUUUUUGUUUCCCCUAGCGGACGCGCGGCGCACUUACAAUGUCAAAUGAAAAACAGGGAUGAACGCCAUGUCUGAUCCUGCCGUGGAGGAGUAAAGAAAGCGCGGCGUCGUCGAGGAUUUCGGAGCGCAGAGAAGCCCGUCGCCCCCUCCCCUUCUCCCUCCCUCCCCCCCACUGCGGGGCCUGGAGUGCGAGAUGGCGGAGAGCGCGGCCAUCGCCCAGGGCUCCCCGGCCGUGGGCGCUGCUGGCUCGGCUCCGGCGGCUCCAGGGGUCGCGGGAGCCGAGGGUUCCGGAGCGGCGGUCGGUUCCGCGCGGAUCGCGGUGAAGAAGGCGCAGCUCCGCUCCUCUCCGCGCCUUAAGAAACUGGAGAAACUCGGAGUGUACUCGUCGUGUAAGGCAGAGGGAGCUUGCAAGUGUAAUGGCUGGAAGAGCCAAAAUCCACCUCCAACCCCACCUCCUCCAACCCCUCCCAGGGCAGAGCAGCCAAUCGCUGUUAAUCUACUUGAGCCUUGUAGAAGUUGCAGUCACCCGUUAGGAGAUCAUGUAACUCACCUGGAGAAUGUAUCAGAAGAGGAGAUGAACAGGUUACUGGGUAUUGUACUGGAUGUGGAAUACCUCUACACCUGUGUCCACAAAGAAGAGGAUGCAGACACUAAACAAGUCUACUUUUCCCUCUUUAAGUUGCUGAGGAAGUGCAUCCUGCAAAUGGGGAGGCCUGUGGUGGAGGCUUUGGAGAGCCCACCGUUUGAGAAACCCAGCAUUGAGCAGGGAGUGAAUAACUUUGUACAGUACAAGUUCAGUCAUCUCCCGUCUAAAGAGCGGCAGACCAUUGUGGAGCUGGCUAAAAUGUUCCUCAACCAGAUCAACUAUUGGCAACUGGAGACGCCAUCGCAGAGAAGGCAGCGGGUUCCUACUGAUGAUGUGGCUGGGUACAAAAUCAACUACACCAGGUGGCUGUGCUACUGUAAUGUCCCACAGUUCUGCGACAGUCUUCCACGGUACGAGGCCACGCAGAUAUUUGGCCGCACUCUCCUGCGCUCUGUCUUCACCGUCAUGAGGAAACAGCUGCUGGAGCAGGCCAGACAGGAGAAAGACAAACUGCCUCCUGAGAAACGAACACUCAUCCUCACUCACUUCCCUAAGUUCCUGUCCAUGCUGGAGGAGGAGGUGUACAGUCCCAAUUCUCCUAUCUGGAGUGAAGACUUCAUGGUUGGCUCAUCAGGUGGACAGAUCCCUCGAGUUAUCAGUGCGCCUCAAGUGGCUAGGCCACUGUAUUACACCAACAGUUCCUCUCCUGUGGAGUUGUCAGGGGGAGGCAGUGUGAGCCCAGCACGCAAAACUCUGGAACCCAGCCUAAGUGGAGAGAAGCGAAAGUCCUCUGAGCCUUUGUCUCAUGAAGACACUAAGAAAGCACGGGUCAUUGGUGACAUUCCUAUGGAGCUGAUUAAUGAAGUCAUGUCCACCAUUACAGACCCUACUGCCAUGCUGGGACCAGAGACCAGUCUCCUCUCAGCCCACUCAGCACGAGACGAAGCUGCACGGUUAGAAGAGAGACGAGGUGUGAUUGAAUUCCACGUCAUCGGCAACUCCCUCAACCAGAAGCCCAACAAGAAGAUCCUGAUGUGGCUGGUGGGCCUUCAGAAUGUCUUCUCCCAUCAGCUGCCCCGCAUGCCCAAAGAAUACAUCACACGCCUCGUCUUUGACCCGAAGCACAAAACGCUGUCUCUAAUCAAAGAUGGCCGCGUGAUUGGAGGAAUCUGCUUCCGGAUGUUUCCGUCUCAGGGCUUCACUGAGAUUGUUUUUUGUGCUGUAACCUCCAACGAACAGGUGAAGGGUUAUGGAACUCACCUGAUGAACCACCUAAAAGAGUAUCACAUCAAACAUGAGAUCCUCAACUUCCUCACAUAUGCUGAUGAAUAUGCUAUUGGGUACUUCAAGAAGCAGGGAUUCUCUAAGGACAUUAAGGUACCUAAGGCCAAAUAUGUAGGCUAUAUUAAAGACUAUGAGGGAGCCACACUCAUGGGCUGUGAACUGAACCCCAGCAUCCCCUAUACAGAGUUCUCAGUCAUCAUUAAGCAACAGAAAGAGAUCAUUAAGAAGCUGAUCGAGAGGAAGCAGGCACAGAUACGCAAGGUGUAUCCUGGCCUCUCCUGUUUUAAGGAGGGUGUUCGCCAGAUUCCAAUCGAGAGCAUUCCAGGCAUACGUGAGACAGGCUGGAAACCUAUGGGGAAAUGCAAAGAGGUGAAAGAUCCAGAUCAGCUAUACAGCACUUUAAAGACCAUUUUGCAACAAGUCAAGUCACACCAGAAUGCAUGGCCUUUUAUGGAGCCUGUAAAGAAGAACGAAGCACCUGGUUAUUACCAAGUCAUCCGCUUUCCUAUGGUGAGUAAGUACUAUGCUAGCGCUAGUGGUGACAUUUCACAGGAACCUACAGUAGUACCCAAUAGCAUGUCAACGUGCAGACACCUGAAGACCAUGAGCGAGCGUCUGAAGAGUCGAUACUACACCACGAGGAAGCUGUUCAUGGCAGACAUGCAGCGGAUCUUCACUAACUGUCGGGAGUACAAUCCUCCCGAGAGUGAGUACUACAAGUGCGCCAACUUGCUGGAGAAGUUCUUCUACACUAAGAUUAAAGAGGCAGGUCUCAUCGACAAGUAGACAUCAACACAGUCCUCUCCAGCUUUCUCAUUCUUUCUUCCCCUUGCCGUCAUAUGGCACUUGUCAGACUUUGCUGGUGCGAGCCAUGCAAUGCUCAGGCCAACAUGAAGGGGUAUACUGUUCAGAGCUUGGUUCCUCCAAAGAGCUGUAGCACAAAUGUCAUUGUAUGUCAGUAGAGCUUUGAAAGCUCUCCCUGAUUGUGUUGAUGAAUUAACACUACAAUGCUUUUGGCAUAACUGGGGUAAGAGUUUGGUUCAGUGCUAUAUGUACAUCUUACUGUGUACAGAGUCUUUUAUCUCCCUCUUGUUUAAGCGUUACUCCUGCCAAAACAUUUCACAUGUCAUGUGUGUUUUAACUGAGAAUCUGUGUACAUACGAAAACUUUCAAAAAUAGCUGUACAUUUUUAUAUUUUAUGGCUGGUAAACAGUCACAUAGACAUACCUUCUCUAUACUUCAUUUCAAGCAAAUUUACUCAAAAAAAAACACAUACUUGUACUGUGUGUUGUAUGUUAAAUCUGUACUUAUUUAUUAUUUUAAAAAAAAAUGUGAUAAAUAUUUGUAAGAUGAAAGUUUAUGUUAAGAAGUGGCUUGCUUAUGGUUCAAAAUGGAGUGGCUGGUGUGCUACAUGGUGCAGGCUCUUUAAUGCGAUGAUCUAAAA
This is a messenger RNA of Colossoma macropomum (tambaqui), 3638 nucleotides long. It is a transcript of the gene kat2b, whose product is annotated as K(lysine) acetyltransferase 2B. The record is from RefSeq and is a predicted model, not a curated record. Gene Ontology annotation, cellular component: histone acetyltransferase complex; nucleus. Lineage: Eukaryota; Metazoa; Chordata; Actinopteri; Characiformes; Serrasalmidae. The transcript has 19 exons. Gene Ontology annotation, biological process: positive regulation of transcription by RNA polymerase II; chromatin remodeling. Bases 518 to 2980 code for a protein of 820 amino acids. Gene Ontology annotation, molecular function: protein binding; histone H3 acetyltransferase activity.